GAGUUUCUUCAGGGAGUGAAGAAAAGCCUAUGAACUGUUGGGAGAUUCUAAAUCUUUCCUUGAGAUGUCAGCCAAGAGCUUCAGCAUAGUCACAGCUGCUGCAGUGCUUAUUCUCUUCCAAAAGACACAGCUCUCAGUGCAAGCACCGUUAAAUGGAUCUAAGUGGUCUUACAUUGGUCCUGAUGGAGAGAAAACUUGGCCCAAGAAGUAUCCAUUUUGUGGAGGAGUAUUCCAGUCUCCAAUAGAUUUUCAUAAUGAUAUUCUCCAAUAUGAUACCACUCUCUUACCUUUAGAGCUUGUAGGCUACAAUGUGUCCUCCACUGACCACUUCAUGUUGACCAAUAAUGGUCAUUCAGUAAGAAUGAGUCUGUUUCCUACCAUGCACAUCAGAAACCUCCCUUUCCAAUACACCGCAACUCAGCUUCACCUACACUGGGGAAACAGGAACAAGCCAGAAGGCUCGGAGCACACAGUCAGUGGAAGGCAUUUUGCUGCUGAGCUUCAUAUUGUACAUUAUAACUCUGAUAAAUAUCCCGAUGUAACAGCAGCAAUAGACAAAUCAGAUGGGCUAGCAGUUUUGGCUAUUCUCAUUGAGGUAAGAUGCAUGCCUUCAUUGAGAGAAGUGUGAUUAAGAAUACGGAAUUAAAAUGGAUCCUCUCUUUCAGACCAGGUAGCUCUAGUCCCAGGUUUUGACAUCCAAGAACUGCUUCCUGACCAACUGGAUGAGUAUUAUCGCUAUGAAGGAUCCCUGACCACUCCUCCUUGUUUCCCUAGUGUUCUCUGGACAGUUUUCCGACACCCGGUAAAAGUUUCACAAGAACAGCUGCUGGCACUGGAAACAGCUCUGUACUGCACACAACCCAAUGACCCCGCACCCCUGGAAAUGGUUAAUAACUUCAGACACAUUCAGGAGUUUGAUGAAAGGCUGGUUUCUGUCUCCUUCCGUCAAGGUGUUGUCCUUUCAGUUGUGUUAGCCAGUGUUCUUGGAGUUAUCAUCAUGCUUGUAGUAGCCUUUUGGCUGCUUAGGAAGAAGAGUUGCAAAAAGGAACGAGAAGACAACAGAAGAGUCAUCUACAAGCCAGCCUUUGACAAAGAGGAUGACAACACCUCUAAAGUAUGAAUUCCUACUCUGCCACAGCAGUCUCUUUUCAUUCAUGGCAUCAAGAGAAGUUUGCCUUGGGCAACAUAUUUCUUGUCUCCAGCCAGUUAUAAACCUUGGAUGCACUUUUAAAACAAAGCAGCCAAAACACUCUGUGGUACUCCUUGCCCACCUGAACCAAACCAGUUUUCUCCUAAGCAUGAAAAGCAGUCAGAGAACUUUUUUGUUUUUAUGACAAAUAUGACAAAAUGUCACUGACAUGAAGAAAUGUCCAAAAACUACACACCUGUUAAAGUUUGUCCUAAAUUAUCUGGCAAUCUAACCAAAUGCUUGUCUAUUUGCACAAGAGCUUAGAGAGAUGUAAUCAGCCAGUAUUCUGGCUGGACUUGAAGGCCAUUUUCAUAGAAUCUUAGAAAUGCCGGGCUGGAAGAGACCUUGAGAAAUUCAUGUUGGGCCUUUUUAAUUUAUUAAUUAAUGAUAAACUUGAGCUUUAUAGGCUGUUCAUGCGACAUAUUUCCCACAAAACAUUGAAGUCUAAAGACAUUCAUUAAUCAGUUAUCACUACUGUAUGGGGGUGUCUAUAUCCACUUCCCCACUAAAAAUUAGAAUUGGGUGCUUCUCCAACAGUGGGAGGUUUAGCAGGAGCGGCACCAGGGUUUUUGCCACCUUAGGCAGCAGCACUCCUACUCUGAGCAUUCGGCGACGGGGGUCCUUUCACUCCACGUCUUCGGGGCACUUUGGCGGCAGGUCCCAGAGCAAGUGAAGGACCCCCCAACGCCAAAUUUCCACCGAGGAUGGCAAAAUGCCACCCCCCAAAUCCUGCUGUCCUAGGUGACCGUCUAGGGUCGCCUAGUGGAAGCGCCAGCCCUGAGCUUUCGUAUAAACCAGGUCUCCUAGACCUGUUAGUGUAGAUCAACCAGUAGCAUGGUUUAUAUGAUAGUUGUUAAUUGCAGUGGACAGUCUUCUAUACUAGCACAGCCAUUGGUGGAGCUGCAAUAGUGGGAAAUAUUAGGGGGAAGAGGCUAGCAUAGAUAUAACCAAAGCCUCUUGCCCAGUCAGUGGGGUUUGAAUCUAGAACUUCCAGUGUUAGACAUUUAUGUCUCUCUACUACUUGUGCUAAAGACUCCUAAGCUAGUUGCUGUAUAAGACUCAUUACCUGUUAUGUGUCAAUUGCUAAAGGGUGAGGAAAAUGAUACUCUCCUUGUGUGAUUUCCAUAGAUACAACCUAAACCCUUCCUCACAUUUUAUUGUGCUAAUUUUAUUUUAAAUUUGUGCCUGAAUGAUGGGGGGAUAAUGCAAUUACUACUUUUAAUCAGUCUGCUUUCCAUUAUAAUCAUGAAGCUGAUUCUUUUGAUUGUAUGAAAUGAGUAUUGACUUAGUUGUCUAAAUUUAGCAAUUUAAUUAUUAGAAGAGAAAAUGUAUUUAAUUAGAAUUAUUGUCUGAGAUCUCAUAAAAUGAAUAUAGUUAAAGUUUUC
This is a messenger RNA of Trachemys scripta elegans, 2574 nucleotides long. RefSeq names its product carbonic anhydrase 12 (gene CA12). NCBI's taxonomy places the organism in Eukaryota, Metazoa, Chordata, Testudines, Emydidae. Gene Ontology annotation, cellular component: plasma membrane. The record is from RefSeq and is a predicted model, not a curated record. The transcript has 9 exons. Gene Ontology annotation, molecular function: carbonate dehydratase activity; zinc ion binding.